GCAGAAUAAAGUCUUCCUGGCACAGCGCGCUGUGGCACUGAGCUCAGCCAACGGGGCUCUUUGACCUCCCUAGCCUAGCUCGGGGUGACGUCCCACUUUCAGGCCCAGACCUGACCCCAGACCCUUUGUAUGCCUCGGCCACGUCAUCUGUAAAAUGGGAGAAGAGAAGACUGCACUUUUUUCCAUCCCUGGGUUUCUGAGAUUGCCAGGGCCCUGAACCCCCUGAUUUUAAUGAACCUCAUUAUUUUAUCAAUAAACAGCCAAGGCUGCUGAGUGUUGUUUGAAACUCGCGUCCUGUUGCCGGAGUCAAGGCUUCUGCAAGACAUAAGCCAAUCAAAUGUAUUAGUCUUGUGAGGGACUGACGGGAAUUCCAACUAAUCAGAGGUCGCGUCUGAAAGCAUUGGCGCGGAGACACUGGCUCAAAACGUUGAUAUAAGGCGGUAACUAACGAAUGUGGGCGUCUCAGCCAAUCAGCUGUCGCUAUAGAAUCGGAGGGAGCGCGUCAAUUAGUCCAGGGCUAACCGGUGGCGAGACCGGAACAACAGGGACAUCUUGCCAAUCGGAAGUGCUAGGAGGCGGGGCUGCCAGUGUGUGUACAGCUACGGCGCCAUGAACAUUUUGCCCAAGAAGAGCUGGCACGUUCGGAACAAGGACAAUGUCGCCCGUGUGCGGCGUGACGAGGCCCAGGCCAGGGAGGAGGAGAAAGAGCGUGAGCGGAGGGUACUGCUCGCUCAACAAGAGGCCCGCACAGAAUUCCUACGGAAGAAAGCCAGGCAUCGGAACUCACUACCGGAACUCGAAGCAGCAGAAGAAGGGGCCCCGAGUGGCCCUGUGGACCUGUUUCGGGAGCUGCUGGAAGAAGGGAAAGGGGUGACCAGAGGCAACAAAGAGUACGAGGAAGAAAAGCGACAGGACAAAGAAAGACAGGAGAAAGCUCUGGGCAUCCUGACAUACCUGGGCCAGAGUGCAGCAGAAGCUCAGACUCAGCCCCCUUGGUACCAGCUCCCCCCAGAGCGAGGCACCCCCCCGUCUGGCCCAGGACCAGAUGUGAAGAUCAAGAACCGCCUGGACCCUCUGCAGGAGAUGCAGAAGCAUUUGGGGAAGAGAAGGCACAGUGGUGAUGAUGGUGGUCGCAGCAGAAAGGAAAAGGAAGGGUCUCACAAACAGCGACCCAAGGAACCCCCAUCCCUGGACCAACUUCGAGCCGAACGUCAUCGGCGGGAAGCUGCUGAGAGGGUGCGGGCGGAGGCCCUGCUGGCCCGGGUGCGAGGUGGGGCCCCCCUGGAGGAGCAGCCAAAAGAGGAGGCAGAUGACCGGCGGAGGCGGUACAACUCUCAGUUCAACCCCCAUUUGGCCCGGCGUCCCCACCGGCAGGAUACCCCUCUUGCUACUGACUCCUGAGGGGUAUAGUAGAGGCUGCUGCUGCCAGCCAUCAUAUAAAACUAUUUAUUCAUAAAUAUUUUCCAAAAUGAAAA
This is a messenger RNA of Hipposideros armiger (great roundleaf bat), 1475 nucleotides long. It is a transcript of the gene LENG1, whose product is annotated as leukocyte receptor cluster member 1. The record is from RefSeq and is a predicted model, not a curated record. The transcript has 4 exons. Lineage: Eukaryota; Metazoa; Chordata; Mammalia; Chiroptera; Hipposideridae. Bases 610 to 1401 code for a protein of 263 amino acids.